UGGAAGCGCGCGUCCCGUUCCGAUCGUGCAACCCUCGAUUCUUGUGCAACAUUUUCGACGGUGCUCCGACACGCGAGAAUAGUUUCGUACGGACCCGCUCCGCUUUCCUCCCAAUGCCGAGUUGCUCGUUCCAGCGGACCGCAGAACGUUUCCGAAGAAAUUGCAAACGUGACGGAACGUUAGCUGCGGCGUAGAUCGCUCGAACGAAAGGAAAAAGUAUCCGGCGCGAUUCUGGGGCGCCGAUUCCGAUGAGGAUUGUCGGAAGCGUCGUGGAAACGACCGUGGCUGCGGCCAGAGGCAUCCUUGUCCCCGUUCCGAACGAUGAAUACCUGAAAAUAAUUUUCUGAGUGUCGCCGGCGCACCGGCAACCAGAACGCGAUUAUCACCGAGGAGGAGGUCGUCGUUCAUCGACCAGCGAUUUUCGUACGACCAUUGACAUGUGAUCUCGAUCAGUCACGCCGCUGGCGGUAAUCAAUCAACCGGGACUCGUCGUCGUAAAGAUGCUGCAACGUUCGACAUUCGCGGCUCGAUCAGCGACAGUGGCGGUUCUCGAAGUUGCCCGCUUCGAAGCUCGAAGUUUCGCGAACUUGCUGCAGAACAUCGUCGAACACGCGGUGUGAUCCGCGAAUUCCUACGGGGCUCUUCUUUAAAACCUGUUUAGCUCUACGCGCAGUCGGUUCGAAGUCAAUGGGAAGUUCCUCGAAUUUCUCGGAGCAGUUACACCGAGCGAAGCGCAAACCGUAUCUCGUGGGGGAGGGGCGCGCGAGAACAGCCGACUGUUAAGCAGCGGACUCGGUUUCUUUGAUUAAGGACUCGAGGGGGGACACGGUGUCGAUGAGAUUAUCGUUCUCGAAGGGGCAAGAAAACGCGGGAGAAAUGUGCAUUAACAUCCUGGACGGACGGCGGGACGCGGGAGGAAUGGAAACUGACGCGAAGCGCUAGCCCCUGGCGAAGGGUGAAAAAAGGGGACAGCGGGAGAGGACAGGGGACAGAGAGGAGAAAAAGACGUACGAAACGGUAUAUAGAACGGAAGCGGGGCAACUGCUCCCGCCUUGGCGCUCAUCACCGCACCGGUCUCCAAAGUAUUCUCAGCCGUGAUAGACAGGAACAAAAGGGCAGACCGAGAUAUAGGGAAAAGCUACCCGUUGGAUCGAGAUGUUCGCCGAUCGGACACGGGAAAGGAAGUCGACUUUAACUUACUGCGAAUUCCGGCGAGGAUUUCUUCGACAAUACCGGCGGAACUAUUCCGGGUGUAAUUAUCCAUGGAACUCGGGGUCUUAAGAGCGGCCGGAACAAUGGGGAAGGUGUUGUUUUUCUCGCGGCAGAAGUUGUCCCUGGAAUGUUGUUCGUCGGUCUGCUGUUACGAAUGAUUGAUGUUAUUGGGUUACGAACCGGGACCGAUCGAAGAAGGAUGUUGUACAUUGGAACGGUUCUCGAGAAGAGUAAUUUCUAGAAGAGAAAGAGUGCACGAAUAGGGCUAAUUGGUUGUCGCUUAAGCGACCGGAAGAAAGCCGUUAGGGGUGACAGGACACGACAAGAGAGCGAACGUCGACUAUUGUGUCUGCACCGCUGCAGAAAUAGUAAAGAGGAUCAUCCCCGAGACACUGUGGCGGCCAUUAAAUCAUAACGGACAAAUGAAGACACGGGAUUGAAAUUGAUGGCACCGUCGACGAAAUUCGCUACUAAUGAGAACGAGGACGAAAGGACGGUGAAAAGAACAUCGAUCGAAAUUACGCAGAAUCUCGAAUCCGUUUAGACUGUCGCGUAACAAAUGGUCUUCGUUGAUCGCGGAGUGCGCGAUUGAAAUAAUUUUUGCGUGGAGUAUUGAUGUAUCAAAUGAUACAUAUGUGAAGUGAAAAUUGACGCAUUGCUCGAAAUUGUUAAAUCAAUUGGCGGAGUGAUGGAAGCGAUACAGGCUCUCGACGUCUUUAUGGACACCACGCCCGAUCCUUGGAACAGCACUUUGUGGAUGGACAACUACACUUAUUACAAUACCACCAAUGUCACGGACCUGGAGCUGAGGAAUCAAUUUAAGCUGCCAUGGUGGAGGCAAAUGAUCUGGACGUUGCUAUUCGCCGGUAUGAUCACCGUUGCCACCGGCGGCAAUCUAAUCGUGAUUUGGAUUGUUCUGGCGCAUAAGAGGAUGCGCACCGUGACCAAUUACUUUUUGGUGAACCUCAGCAUCGCGGACGCUAUGGUGUCCACCCUGAACGUCACGUUCAAUUAUAUCUACAUGUUGAACAGCCACUGGCCUUUCGGCACGCUCUACUGCAAGAUCUGUCAGUUCAUUGCGGUGCUCACUAUAUGUGCCAGCGUCUUCACAUUAAUGGCGAUUUCUAUCGACAGGUACAUGGCCAUUGUGAACCCGUUGAGGCCACGUAUGGGUAAAAGAGCCACACUCUGCAUAGCGAUCAUCAUCUGGAUCGUAGGGGCAGUACUUUCGUUGCCGAUGCUGCUAUUCUACACUACCUUCACACAGAAUUACGCAAACGGCGAAGUCAGAGUGAUCUGCUACAGCGACUUUCCCAACAGCGACGACAACGGUCUCAGUUACGACGAAUAUCUGUACAACGUCAUAUUCAUGAUACUGACAUACUUCUUGCCGAUCGGAUCCAUGACAUUCACGUAUGCUAGGAUUGGUCUGGAGUUAUGGGGAUCGCAAAGCAUCGGCGAAAAUACGGCAGGACAAUUGGAGAGUAUACGAAGCAAACGAAGGGUUGUAAAAAUGAUGAUCGUGGUGGUGGUAAUAUUUGCAGUGUGCUGGCUACCAUUCCACGUGUACUUCAUCGUGGUGUCUUACUUGCCCGAGAUCACAAACAAACCGUAUAUCCAAGAAGUUUUCUUGGGUAUCUAUUGGCUAGCGAUGUCUAACAGCAUGUACAAUCCGAUCAUCUACUGCUGGAUGAAUUCCAGAUUUCGGCGAGGAUUCGCGCAUUUCUUUUCCUGGUGUCCAUGGAUACGAGUGCCUCUAGAGCCGGCGUUGUCCCGAUCAGAAGCAGUAACCUCGCGGUAUAGUUGCACCGGAAGUCCGCAGACGAACACCAGGAUAUCACGGAACGGCACGGCGCGAAUACCGUUGAACCUGCAAUCGUCGAGAGGUGGAAACGAUCGUUUUCUGGCCCAUCAUCGGGGAAGAAAAUGGAAAAACGCGCAAACUAGCGGCCACGUGUCUUGACAAGAGGAGGACACGUCUCAUCAACAACGAGUACACACCUGGAUAUAAGGGUACAUAUCUUAAGCGGUCGCCUUCAACGCGCGCGCGCGCGCGAGAGAGAGAGAGAGAGAGAGAGAGAGAGAGAGAGAGAGCGAGAGAGAGAGAGAGAGAGAGAUUCACCGAAUACAAGAGGAUCAGAAGAAAACUCCUCCCUUACUAUUCGACACCCGUUAUUGACCAGGACGAAAGCUCAAACACCGUUGUAUCUAUGCGAUGUAAAUGUUGAUUACGUGCUAAGGAUUAAUCAGAGUUUCUGUUUCGAUGUAAAUACCAUUAAAUCGAGCUUCGAAACCGGUGUGAUCACGACAGAUAGUUGGCGCUGGAAAUCCGCUACAGUUUCACAGAUUUUCUGUUUGCCUGGAGCAAACGCGCUAUAGUGACUAUACCACAGUAACUAUUUUGGCUACGCGAGCACAAGGACUGAGAAUGAGUUUGUCUCUUUUUCUAUGUUGAACAACCUGUGAUAUUGACUUCCAUUAAUUAACCCUUUUGUUGAUAAUAAUGAUUGCAGUUAAUUUAGUCGUAUUGUCUCAUUGAUUAACGAGCUCGUUACUUAUUUUUGAACUUUGAUUGUUCUGAUUUACGUACACUUGCCGACGAAGCUUAAGAAACGCUCAUUUUUUAAUUUUCAAUUUGAAGAAAUUCUGUUUAUUUCUAUAAUUCGUUUUAUUUGUCGUAUGCAUUAAAUAAAACAAUAUUGCAAUAUGAACAACGCGUCAUAUGCUUCGCUAUAAUAUGUACUUUUAAUUUAAGAAGACGUAUAUUUAUCGAAAUAUCAAAUUUUACUCAAAUCAUAACGAUACGUAAAGUUUGUUAACUUUUGUCGGUAAACGUGUAUCUUACUAUUUUGAUUUUUAAACAAUGUGCGGGAAGAGCUAGAUGAUUUGACUGGGAAUGAAAGAGCAUAAAAUAGAAGUAAAAUAUCAUUUCGUUAUUAUCAUUUUGGAACCGUCUAUCCCUAUUCAUAAUUUACUCUAUGCAUAAAAUGUAAUGGACCAAUGAUCUAAGUACGAACAUUGUUUUUCGAAGAACGAAGUGAAACCAAGGAAACUUCCGCAAACGAAAUACUUGCAUUAAAAUUGUACAUUACCACAUAGAGACAAACAGAUUACUUGAUUGUAAAAAGUAUGGUGCUUAGUUUUAUCAAUCUCCGUGUUCCUAUCGUGUGUAUCAAUAAACGUGAUAGUCUGCAUACUAAAGAAUACUAAUUUCCAAUGGAUAAAGAUAUUUCCUACUUCGAAAAAUAGUUCCUCAAGAAACGCGAAUUUUUCACUUGACUAUAUGCAAUUCUUUCAUGAAGUGUAAGAAAAGAUUGAAUAAGUUUUUACACAACACGAAAAGUGGAUAUUUGCACAACAUUCUUCGUUAGGAAUUAAAAAAAUUUUAGAAAUAUGACAUUUAUGUCAUUAUAUUUUUUUGCCGUAAAAUAUCGAAUUCUGCUUUUGAAGCAUACUAGUUAUGAAUCGAGUAUAUACUUUUAUGUAUUAUACUGUUAUUGUAUUUUCAUUGAAAUAAAUACUUAGAACUGCCAAUAUUAUAUUAAAUGAAUUAAAUAAUAUAACAGAACUUCAUGCUUUUUCAAUAUUAAGAAAAUUUUAGUGAUAAAGAUUUCUUUUAUCAUCUUCGAUUUAUAAUUUGUUUAAAAAAUUGAUGAAGACUUCUUCCCUCCCAAAUUUAUUCUAUUGUUUGUGAUUUGCAAAAAAAUCUCGACUUCUAUUUUCAAAUUUCCUCUAACAUAGUGCGGAGCAAAAAUACUCUGGGAAAAACAAACGCUUUUUAAUGUACUAGUUAAAUAGAAAUAUACAUAUACAGACAUUAUUCUAUUUAGUGUAAUGAAAAAUGUUAUACGCAAAGGCAAGGAAUGUAUAAAUUAUUAAAUAUGUACAAAGAUGUAUGAGAAUCAAUCUAAUUUAUAAGUAUUGGUUUUUGUUCAUAUGUAAAUACUUUUAAAAUUUCUAAUGAGAAUUACUAAAUAGUGCACAUAAAACAUCAUUUUGCAUAAUUUAUUUGUUAAAAACAAGGCUAGCUUCCCUCAGCCAAGUACUUACUA
Molecule: messenger RNA, 5264 nt
Organism: Megalopta genalis
Lineage: Eukaryota; Metazoa; Arthropoda; Insecta; Hymenoptera; Halictidae
Product: tachykinin-like peptides receptor 99D
Biological process (GO): G protein-coupled receptor signaling pathway
Cellular component (GO): plasma membrane
Molecular function (GO): tachykinin receptor activity
Source: RefSeq, a predicted model, not a curated record